Molecule: messenger RNA, 2843 nt
Organism: Apus apus (common swift)
Lineage: Eukaryota; Metazoa; Chordata; Aves; Apodiformes; Apodidae
Gene: TMEM170B
Product: transmembrane protein 170B
Exons: 3
Coding region: 483-881 (132 amino acids)
Biological process (GO): negative regulation of canonical Wnt signaling pathway
Cellular component (GO): plasma membrane
Source: RefSeq, a predicted model, not a curated record
GCUUCUGCCGCCGCUUCGCGGAGCUGCCCGCCUGAGGCGGGAGCGGGGGGAGCCCCGCAGCCGCCCCGCCCCCCCCCGCAGGUGAUGCCGGCGCCCCGGGCGACGAUGCCGGCGGCCAGGCGAGCGUUGCCGGUAGCGAAGGUGGCGGCGAGGGGCUCCGCGCGGGCCCGGCCGUCUCCCCCCGCCCGCCGGCUCGCACCUGCGGGCCGCCCUGCCCUGCUCCUUAGCCGCCCCUGAGAGGAAGGCGCCGGCGGCCGGCGCGGUCGCUCGGCUCCCACCUGGCCGCUGUCUCCCCCUCUGUCCUCAAUGUCUCCCCCGCGGCUCGGAGGCCCCUUCGCCGCCUCCUCGCCCUCUUGCUCCUGGCCGCCGCAGCCCUCCCGCCCCGCCGUCCGGCGGCGAGAGGCGUCCGGCCUCCCCGUCGUCAGGCCGCCCCUCCUGCCCGUCCCCCCCGGCUGAGGAGAGCCGCUGGACCACCCGCCGCCAUGAAGGUGGAGGCGGGAGACAACUCCAUGAUCAACCUGUCGGUGCAGCAAGUGCUGAGUCUGUGGGCUCACGGCACUGUCCUCCGCAACCUCACCGAGAUGUGGUACUGGGUUUUCCUCUGGGCUCUGUUCUCCUCUCUCUUUGUCCAUGGUGCUGUGGGAGUAUUAAUGUUUGUGAUGCUGCAGAGGCAUAGGCAGGGAAGGCUGAUCUCUGUCAUUGUGGUCAGCAUUGGAUUUCUGGGCUCUGUAACUGGAGCAAUGAUAACCAGUGCUGCAGUAGCUGGAAUUUACAGAGUAGCAGGAAAGAAUAUGGCUCCCUUAGAAGCUCUUGUCUUUGGUGUUGGACAGACAGUACUGACGUUAAUUAUCUCAUUUUCAAGAAUUCUUGCAACGCUUUGAGACUUAUGUAAAAAGGGAGGAAAAAAUGAAAUACAUCAAAGAAAAAUAUGAAAGAAGUCUUUCAUUUGAAGAGAAGCUUCCUGAAAGUGGAUUCAUCAGCUUACAAACUUGAAUUCUAGUGGAAGAGAAAGGAAGCCAUGUGGAAUGUGCACUACAAAUCUAGAGGUUCAGUCAGAUGAUGAGGCUGUCCUCUAGUGUCUGAACUGUUGUACUUCUGCACUGCGCCUUGUGUGCCUCACUCAUAGGCAAGGUGCAAUCCAUGUGUGCAAAGCUGCCAGUCAGGUUAAUGCUUGAUGAUGGGAUAAUUGUUCUUAACAGUGUGGUAAUAAAAUAAGGGGGGGCUCCUGAAAAUUGCUGUAUGUGCCAAACUUGGAGUUUAAUUCUUAACUUUGGGUUGGGUAAGCCUUGAAAUUGUAAUUAUAAAAGAGUGCUGUGAACAUACACUCUACUUGAAUUCAGGUAAAAUAGCAAGAUAACUGAAUUUGUAUUAGCAGAAUGUCUUUGCAUACUGAAUAUUCUUAUUCAGCAUUCAGAACAGUUGUUGGGUCAGCUUUUGAAGUGUAGAUUAAUUUUGAUGUGGCUUCAGAACCACAGUUUAAGCAAUCCUGAUGUAAUUAGCACUAUGUGUGGAAUGGCUCGUGGCAGUUUUCUCAAGCUCAGCACACCAUUUCUUCAUGGUUUUAGCUUGCCAGAAAUCAGUAGUUUAAAGGACACAGAAGAGUUUCUAAGUACAAUCUGUUGUAUAUGCACAAACAAACCUUAAAUUGAUACUCUCCUUGAGAUUAUUUUGUCUUAAACGUACCGAUUGUUACCAGCCCUUCUGAAAAUUUCAGAAAGGCUACUUGUUGCAAAUAAGCUCCCUAUAGUUAUUUAAGCACUAACAGAACUCUUAACCCUACAUGUAUUCUUUAAAGAACACAAAAAUUUAACAGACUUCAAGAGAAUACACCUAUGUGGAAAAUGGAAAGGGAUAAAAAUAUAUACUGGUUUUCUACUGUACAAAAAUGUUAGGUUUAAAAUAGUUACUAUCCUCCAUAAUUUUGGAAGUGGGGCAGCACUAAUGUAUUUACUACCUUGUUUCUGAACACUUUGUAUCUUCGGGAAGAUUAAGAUACCUGGAACUUUCAAAUAUUUACCUUUCAGUAGAAUUUGUGCUUUUCUAGUUUAAAAGGGACAGUAGUGUUGUGCAUGUGAAAUGUCUUAAAUGUGAAUGUUUUGGAGUGAAUAGAAAUUUUAAGUCUAAUUACUAAUUAUUUAUGAAAUGCAAAAUUUAAAGGGCACAAAGUUCUGUGUGAGGAAUAAAGAGUCUUAUGUCUUUCCUCCACUGAAUACUUUUCAGCAGUCACCUUUCAAUGCUGACAGGUAAAUUGCUCAAAUUGCUGUUAAGAUGUCAAAGACUUUCAGGAUGGUUGAAACCAGUGGCACCUACUGCACAGUUAAAAGAAUAUGAUUGAAAUAUAACUUACAAUCCAGUCAUAUUAUUUAGUGCUUCAAAAUAUUAUAAUGAAUUAACCUGUUUGCCUUUAUUUUAUUCAACAUAAACUUUUCUUAAGUGCUAAUGAUUCUAUUAUUAUUUUUCUUUAAAACUAUUUAAGACUUGUUUGAAAAAUGUACAAAGUUAUGGGGUUUGCAGAGAACACAGUAAAAUAUGGGUUUAUAAGCCUUUUCAGUGUUAUAUUUUUAGCUUUGAAUUGCUUCAAGAUGUGUCUCAAUACAUAUAUUCAUUAUUUUGAAUGUCUUCAAGAACUUAUUUAUUUUUCAUGGUGUUUUUUUUUUUGUCUAAUGGCUUUUACUUUCUGCUGAUACUUUUUGUCAAAACAAUCAUUGCUCUUUAGUAGACAAUGAAAUUUAUAUCUGUAAAAGGCAAUUUAAACUUCUCCCAUUGUCUUAAAUUAUGAGAAAACUGGUUUCAGGUAUUUAAGUCAAACUGAAUAAUAAAAUAAUUGAAAAUAUUUCUCCUAA